Molecule: messenger RNA, 2891 nt
Organism: Pieris napi
Lineage: Eukaryota; Metazoa; Arthropoda; Insecta; Lepidoptera; Pieridae
Product: agrin-like
Exons: 2
Coding region: 307-2772 (821 amino acids)
Molecular function (GO): protein binding
Source: RefSeq, a predicted model, not a curated record
UAUAUAUUUUGUAAUAUUUCAUUUAUUUUUCAACAUUAUCACAUUGGUUUAGUAUUUUUGUGAAAAAAUAAAUAAACUUCCUUUUUUUCCUUGAUUUGCAUAGAUUCUUAUUAACUAUUCUAAUAGCAUCAUAUAGACAUAAAUAACUUAAACAAUUAAAAUAUAGCAUAGUCAAAUAUAAAUACAAUUAUAAAUCAGAUCCUACAAUCAUCUACAAUAUUAAUUGUUAUAUUUCCGUUUACAAUUUGUGCUAAAAUUAGUCUGAAUAGUGAUUAUUUGUGCAUUUUAGUUUUAGAACUAUUCACGAUGGCGCGUAAAAAACUUAUAGACAUCGCACUUGGGUUGUAUGCAAUCCUGUUUAUUCAAGCGUAUACAACUGAAGCUACUAGAAUCCCGCGUCAGUCUUGUAUAUGCACGAAAAUCUAUAAACCAAUAUGCGGGUCAGACGGAAAAACUUACGACAACGACUGCGAACUAAAAUGUUUUAAUGAUGGUAUUGUAGAAGGUCCUCUAGUAACCACAAAAUAUGACGGAGAAUGUAAAGAUGAGAGCUGUGUUUGUACGAAAAUAUAUCAACCUGUUUGUGGUUCAGACGGAGAAACCUACAACAACGAGUGUCUUUUGAAAUGCAAGAACAAUGAAAAUAAAAACGAUACCCUAAUAAAAAUAUCCUAUGAAGGCGAAUGUAAAAAGGAAGAAACUUGUGUUUGUACUAAAAUCUACUUACCGAUUUGCGGAUCCGAUGGAAAAACGUAUAAUAACGAGUGUUUGCUUAAAUGUUAUAAUGAAGAAAAUAAGAAAGACCCUAUUGUUACUAUAGCAUACGAAGGAGAAUGUAAAGAAGAAGGGUGCUUCUGCCCGCUUAAUGUUGACCCUGUUUGUGGAUCAGAUGGGAAAACUUACAAUAAUGAGUGUGAACUGGCAUGUUUUAAUAUCAAAAAUAAAAAUGAUCCAAUCACUAUUGCAUACUCAGGAGAAUGUAAAAAGGAAGAAGGUUGUCUAUGUUCUAAAAUCUACGCACCAGUCUGUGCAUCGGAUGGAAAAACAUAUGCAAAUGAAUGUGAACUAAAAUGUUACAAUAUCGGAAGUAAAAAAGAUCCAGUUACUAUUGCAUACCCAGGAGAAUGUAAAAAGGAAGAAGGUUGUCUGUGUUCUAAAAUCUAUGCACCAGUCUGUGGAUCGGAUGGGAAAAUAUAUGCAAAUGAAUGUGAACUAAAAUGUUACAAUAUCGAAAAUAAAAAAGAUCCAGUUACUAUUGCAUACCCAGGAGAAUGUAAAAAGGAAGAAGGUUGUCUGUGUUCUAAAAUCUACGCACCAGUCUGUGCAUCGGAUGGAAAAACAUAUGCAAAUGAAUGUGAACUAAAAUGUUACAAUAUUGAAAAUAAAAAAGAUCCAGUUACUAUUGCAUACCCAGGAGAAUGUAAAAAGGAAGAAGGUUGUCUGUGUUCUAAAAUCUAUGCACCAGUCUGUGGAUCGGAUGGAAAAACAUAUGCAAAUGAAUGUGAAGUAAAAUGUUACAAUAUUGAAAAUAAAAAAGAUAUUACAGUGUUUAUAUCUUAUGAAGGUGAAUGUAAAGAAGAUACCAAUUGUUUUUGUCCCACAAUUUAUCAACCUAUUUGCUCUAUUGGUGGUAUUACGUUUGGGAAUGAUUGUCUUUUAAACUGCAAAAACAGGGAACUAGAGAAGAAUGGUGAAAAACCUUUAUUAGUAGUAAGUUACGGUAAAUGUUCUGAUGAUUGUAUCUGCUCUGACAUUUACGAACCAGUUUGUGGAACUGAUGGGAAAACAUAUCCAAAUGAAUGUGAACUUAUGUGCAAUAACAAGGAAUUAAAAGAUCCAGAAAAAUAUAUAAGUAUAUCUUAUCCAGGUCUGUGUAAAGUAAAAUGCGAUUGUAAAUCUCCGGAAGAAAACGUGUGUGGAAGCGACGGCCAAACUUAUAAAAGUCCAUGCAUUUUAGAGUGUGAAAGUAAACAGAUUGAAGAAUCUGGCCUAACACCAAUUGAAAUUGUUAAGAAAGGGGCCUGUACGUACCCAUGCAAAUGUUUAGAUAUAUAUCAACCUGUAUGUGGCAGUGAUCAAAAGUCUUAUAAAAACUAUUGUAUACUAGAUUGUGUUAACAAAAAUUUAAGACCACCUUAUGAGUAUGAAAACACUAAAUAUAUCAAUGGCUACGGUAAUACCUACAAUAAUAAUUAUAGAUACAACACUUUUGGAUACGCAGAUGGACACCUACCAAAUUAUUAUAAUCCGUAUCGAUUCUCUUACGGGGGCAAUGGAUACGAUGACUAUUCACACCUCAGAUAUAAACGCGAUGAAUAUGAAAGUAUAGAAAUUACUAAAAGCGAAGAUAAACAAACAACAGAUAUAGUUGUUCAAGAUAAAACUUCAGGAACAAAAGACGAAGUAAUACAAUUCCCUAUCACUAUUAAAAGUAUAGGUCUUUGCCAAGAAUGUUAUUGCUACAAUAUUUACGAUCCAGUCUGCGGAAGUGAUGAUGAGACAUAUGAAAAUGAAUGUGAGCUUAACUGUAAAAACAAAAAACUAAAAGAUAAAGAAUUAAUAUUUAUAAAAGCAAAGGGUCGUUGUGGACAAUGUCACUGCCCUGAAAUCUUUGCGCCGGUGUGUGGUAGCGAUGGAUAUACUUAUCCGAAUAUAUGCGAAUUUUACUGUCAACGAAGUAAAGAAGAAAAGGAAAAGAAAGAAGAAGAGGACAAAGGAAAGGACAUAUUCGUUAAAUACUUUGGCGAUUGUCACCCAUAUUCAAAAUAUUAAACUCUUAUCCUUUUAAUACACAAAACGUGAAGAGUGUUAAAUGAUCGAAUCUUACUUUAAUAACCGAAUAGUUAGAAACUUUAUAAGCCAGUACUAAUUUAAUAAAGUAUAUGACUUAA